AUGGCGCUGCGGGCCGAGCGUUCCUCCUCGCUCCGCCGGGGUCUGCUCGCCGUGGCCCUGUUGCUUCUGGCACACUUUGGUCCGCAUCUGGCCCAGGCGUGCCCCAGUCGCUGCUUGUGCUUUCGGACCACUGUCAGAUGCAUGCAUUUGAACCUGGAAUCCGUGCCAGCCGUGUCCCCGCAGACCACCAUUCUGAGUCUGUCUCAGGAGUCUGUCUCAGGAAUCUGUCUCAGGAGUCUGUCUCAGGAGUCUGUCUCAGGAGUCUGUCUCAGGAGUCUGUCUCAGGAGUCUGUCUCAGGAGUCUGUCUCAGGAGUCUGUCUCAGGAGUCUGUCUCAGGAGUCUGUCUGCUGCCUGAGCCCAAGCCCCUCACUCUUUAUCCACUUCCAUGUUGA
Messenger RNA from Knipowitschia caucasica, 393 nucleotides. The record is from the annotation of a GenBank genome assembly. NCBI's taxonomy places the organism in Eukaryota, Metazoa, Chordata, Actinopteri, Gobiiformes, Gobiidae.